Molecule: messenger RNA, 2781 nt
Organism: Exophiala viscosa
Lineage: Eukaryota; Fungi; Ascomycota; Eurotiomycetes; Chaetothyriales; Herpotrichiellaceae
Exons: 3
Coding region: 90-2561 (823 amino acids)
Biological process (GO): DNA-templated transcription; regulation of DNA-templated transcription
Molecular function (GO): DNA binding; carboxy-lyase activity; zinc ion binding
Source: RefSeq, a predicted model, not a curated record
UCGUAGCACCUUCGACCUCACCGCAGCAAAACCUCAUCCACCAAAACCUGCUCUAGUCAUUCCCCGCACGGUCUACGAUCGCCUUCACCAUGGACGCCCAGCGCGUCUCCACCGCCAAGGUCGACGUCGAUGACCCUUCCGAGGAGCUAGCCGCGGCAGAUGGCAGAAUCGAGAUGGCGCAGGAAGACAUUGAUGCCAUCAUCAGAAACAAGAGAAAAGUCAGAGAUCCGAAGGCCUGCUAUGCUUGCCAUCGCCGUAAAGUCAAAUGUGACCGCAACCUGCCCUGCGACUCUUGUGUCAAACGAGAUCACCCCGAGCUAUGUUCCUACGAACGUCCUACCAAGAAGCGUCGCAUCGCACUUACAGGUACGGUACAACAAGAUGAAGGACAAACUCAAGAUCCAGCGUUGCAGUCCGGUCCCAAUGUUACCGUGCCGCGUGAACAGUGGGAACGGAUGAACAGGGAACUGCAAAGACUGCGCGAUACGAUCAAGGGCGAAUCUCUGUCCCCGGGCGAACAUCGCGAAGAGUUGGACGAUGUUCAUCCUACAGGCACACGCAGUCGAUCAGAUGAGGCAGAAAGAGAGGGAAUCCACGCUCCCAGCAACCAAAUGGGUACCAUGCAUUUGGGUUCAAGAUCUGUUCUGGCAUACAUGAUGGCCCUCGGAAGAAGUCAAACAACUCAAGAUACGGCUCGGUCUCUGCUUGAAGAGAAUAUCCUCCCCAAAUUAGGCCUGGACAAUGAAAGCGCUACCUAUCCUUUCGUGGAUUUGUGGAGCACAGCAUCGAGCAUGCAGGAUGUCAGCGGUCUCUGCAAGGCGAUCCCGGACGAUGAAUUGUGCAGAGAAUUUUUCGUCGCUUAUCGUGAUAUUGCAGGCACUCUCUAUCCAGUCAUACCCGAUGCUGCGAGUUUCGAGGAUACACUGACUUUCAUGCUGUCGAAUCGAGCUCGUGCUCAACGCGACAAUCUAGAACUCGAUCCGAACAAGCCGUACGGAGUCUCCCUGGCCUGGCUUUCGCUUGUAUUUGCCGUUUUUGCAUCAGGGUCACAAUGUGCAGACAGACCGGCAAAGGAAAGAGAACUUACCUCCCAAGUCUACAUAUGUUGUUCGUACCAGGCACUCCGCAUGGCCAAUUUUCUUACACAUCCAUGUCUGGAAACUAUUGAGGCUUCGUUGAUCAUCGGAAAUGUGCUCUCGUACAACAUGAACCCUGGCGUUGCGUACAUUUUCCUCGGCAUGACCUUGCGAAUGGCAUUUUCUAUCGGUCUGCAGAUCAAUUCGAAUCACUUCACCGAGGCGGAAAAGUGGACUCGCAGGCGAAUCUGGUGGGCCCUAGCCUGGCAAGACUCGCAUUUCGCCGUCAGCUACGAUCGCCCAACUUCAAGCGUGUUAUGCAUACCCGAUAUCCCUUACGGCAAGUACAGCUCCCCGGGAGAUCGAAGCUAUGCCGAAAGCAUGUUUGCCAUUAUCAAAGAGACUCAAGAGAUCGUCCGAGAACGUCUACUCCAUCCUCGAUCUUAUAUGACCUGGGAAACCAUCCGAAAAUAUACCGACGAGAUCGCCAAUAUUGUUGCUCUGGGUGCAGAUCACCUACGAGAUCGCAACAAAUGCUACAGGACAACCCAACAUCUGGAGCGUCUUGCUCUAAGACUCCAUAGCUCCUACAUAGUAAGUGAGCUAUGUCGGCCAGCCUUGAAGGAACCGUCCGCGUCAUCAGGAGAGGGCGCCACUGCAUCGAAUCUCACUCCGAUUCAAUCCCCUGGCGGCAGGCGCAAGUCAUCUCAUCCCAAUCAGUCACCUCAUUCCCCGACUUCCGACGCUGCGGUCCGAGCACAACUCCGACGUGAUUGCGUUCAAGCUUUGGAGGCAGCUGUGGCUGCAUAUGUUGAGCUCCAUUCGCGAAGCAAAUUCGCCGCUCGAUCUUGGAUUGGGAUUCAACGAGCCAUGUCUGCCGCUUUCUUGUUGGGCACUUUGCCAGACACUGGCUCGGAUCAGCAACGACUAACUCUACUUCGCGAGCUCGAGCAAGUCAUCGCCCAGCGGACAACAGAGGACCCUACUUUUGACCUCCAACCUCAAGAUGGACCUCCUCAGCGGCGUAUGUCUGCCACCGCGCCACCGCCUUUGGCAGAUUCGCCGCACUGGGUACGCAGUAUGGCCAAAUCCCUCAAUGCACUUGGAAAGCUGAAUGCCACUCUCAAUGGAUCCAACCCCGCUGCAAAACACUCAUAUAUCCAAAAUGCCAAUGGCCAAGCCAAAUCAUCCGGCGUCCUCAUGAAUGUGGGCGGCAGUUCGGCACAGUCACAGACUCAAUCCAAUCUACGAUGUGCUUUCCCGGGGCUCGCGAACCUCAAGCAAGAACCAUACUCCCCAGCUUUAGCAACAAGUGGAAUACUCAGUGGAAACUCGGGUAUGUCUGGAGGCAUGGGGUUAGGUCCUAUCACACCAGACAGUACAGGUUCGAGUGAUUGGAACUUUGGCAACUUGCACGAACGUGCUGCCGAGUUCGUACAAGCCCCCCUGUGGGGUGAUGCUGGCGUUGGUAGCUUCCCAGCUUAGGAACGCGCUGGAAGGCAGGAGUUUCAAGCGUCCUGGUCAACGAGGCUGGGACUAUGACAUUCGGAGCUGAAAGCAUGCAUGCCAGCAGACAAUCUGCCUUGGGACAACGGAACAACCAAACAACAAAACAAUAUUAGCUACCGAGAAGGAGCCGAAUUACAGACAGUACGAUGCUAUGACUAUGACUGGAUGGAGCAAUGUUUUCAUAUUGAUACACCCC